This is a messenger RNA of Aspergillus mulundensis, 3099 nucleotides long. RefSeq lists its product as uncharacterized. The transcript is spliced from 4 exons. NCBI's taxonomy places the organism in Eukaryota, Fungi, Ascomycota, Eurotiomycetes, Eurotiales, Aspergillaceae. The record is from RefSeq and is a predicted model, not a curated record. Bases 1 to 3099 code for a protein of 1032 amino acids.
AUGGUGCGAUUAAUGCUUUUGCUGCUGCUCCACACCCUAGUCGUAUUAGGGCUAGCAUUCCCUGUCCCUUCGCAGUCCUCCCCGCUUCUAGGGACAUUCGAAACCCCCUCCGUUCAUACCCGCCCCCGCUUCCGCUACUGGCUCCCAGACGCAGGUGUCGACAAGGAGACCGUAGCCGCCAACAUCAAAGAAAGCGGGGCGCGCGGUGCCGGAGGCGUCGAAUUCGUGCCCUUCUACAACUACGGUGGUGAGCUUGACGGCCCGGCACCCCAAGCCGACUGGGUUACCAAUGGGUUUGGGACACCGGCUUUUCGUGAGGUGUUUCGGACUGCGUUGCAGGCGCACAAGGAUGCAGGCUUGCUGAUGGAUUUUGCUCUUGGCCCGAAUCAGGGGCAGGGCGUUCCUGCUUCUGUUGAUGAUGACGGAUUGCAGUGGGAUUUGGUCCCAUACUCCAUCGAAAUUGAUACGAAUGGAACAUUCCAGGGCCAAAUUCCUGGCUGGGGAGAUGGAGAACUAAUCGCAUGUGUAUCAGCGCGCGUCCUCUCACAGACGAACGUUUCUCUACCAGAGAUCAACUCGCCUUUCCUUAGCGGCCAGGAUGGCUAUCUCAGAGUUGUACUUGACCACGAGAGCCUGACCGACAUUACCAACCAAGUCUCUAGAGAUGGACAGCUUUCAGUAACAUUCCCUACUUACACAGAUGCCGUUGGGCACCGGGUGUUCGCCUACUAUCAGAAACGAACCUUGCACAAGAACUUGGUUUUCGAAAAUAAUGCCACCGCGACAAUCUGGGAUAAUGGAUCGUAUGCUGUGGAUCAUUAUAGUGCGCGAGGUGCCCAGACGGUCAUUCAUUUCUGGGAGGAGCAUAUUCUCAUCGAUGGGAUUAAAGAGCUGGUGAAGGAAGUAGGGCACUACGCAUGGGAAGACAGCAUGGAACUAACCUCCAACACAUCCUGGACGCCAUCCCUGCCCAAGAAGUUCGAAGACAAGCUCGGCUACAGCCUUCACCGAUACCUCCCUGUACUGAACUUCGGCACCCUCUGGCCAAACAACAACGUCAACAUCCAGCAAUUCCGACCCGGAGCAAUCCAAAGCAUCCUGAAUACACCCGAUGCCGGAGCCAGUUACAUCAACGACUUCCGCAGCGUCCUGGAAGACUGCUACAGGGAGUAUCUGCAAACCCUCACCAACUGGGCCCAUAAUGAGCUCGGUCUCGAAUUCUCAGCACAAGUCUCCUACAACCUCCCCAUGGACAUGGAAGUAAACAUCCCCUACGUCGACGCACCCGAGUGCGAAAGUCUCCAGUUCGCCGACAGCGUCGACGCAUACCGCCAGUUUUCAGGCCCGGCGUUGCUGGCGGGAAAGGACGUGGUUUCGAACGAGAUGGGUGCGACGACGGCUGCGUAUGGGUAUUCAUUCCCGCAACUGCUGUUUUCGGUUGCUCGUGCUGUUGUUGGGGGUGUCAAUCAGUUGGUUCUCCAUGGGCAGAGCUAUAGUGGAGAUUACUGGGAGACCACCUGGCCGGGAUAUACGGCGUUCUCGUAUACGACCUCGGAGCUUUAUUCGGAUAAGCAACCCUCGUGGAAUCAUGGGUUGGAGGACGUGCUGAACUUCUUUGCGAGGGUUCAAUGGACUCAGAGACGGGGUGUUCCGAGGGUGGAUGUGGCUGUUUAUAAUAAAGUGUCCGCCACGGAUUCGGUCAACUUCCCUCCAAUAUACAAAGGGGAUGACUUGGUUAAUGAAGGAUGGUCGUGGACAUACCUUUCCCCAGACAACUUUGCCCUCCCAGAAGCUACAGUGAAGAACGGUGUCCUGGGCCCAGAUGGGCCGCGGUUCAAAGCCCUCAUCGUGACAAGCACCAGCAAUAUGACGUUAUCCGGGGUGCAAAGAAUCCAGGAAUAUGCAAACCAUGGACUCCCAGUCUUAUUUACUGGAGGCUUGCCAGGCAUCUAUGACUCUGCGAGAGGUAACGGAACUGAAACCGCGCUCAUCCAGACAGCGCUCACAGAUCUGGCAUCCUCAUCUGAGAAUGUGUACCUUGUUGAUACUGGGAGCGCCGCCAAAAAGCUAGCAUCCCUUGGACUCGCGCCCAAUAUUAAAGUCCAAACCAACGGGAAAUGGUGGACGACCUGGAGAGAGGACGCCUCGAGCGGAGUCGACUACGCCUUGAUCUUCUGCGACACAAACGCUUCUUCUGGAUACAUUACUGUGACUGGGCCAGCCAGCAAGAAGAUUCCUUUCUACCUCAAUGCAUGGACGGGUGCUGUCUCGCCUGUUUUCACGUACAGUGUGACAGACCAGGGCUUGACCAUGCCCGUAUCGCUGCAAGGCAACCAGACAAUGAUCGUUGCAUUCUCUCACCAUUCGUUGACUAAAGGCGAAGUACCCAAUAUACAUGCCAUCGAUACCCCUUCUUCAGUGAUUGGCACAAGCUUCGACGAGCGAGACAGCUGGGUUGCCCAUGUCGCCAACCAGGGGUCUGCCGGCACUGGAUUGUUGGAGCCAAUCCGGCUUUCAAACAACAGAACCAUUAAGCUGCCUCAGUAUAAACAGAUUCCUCGCCCAUUCAAUCUAACCAACUGGACCCUAACCGCUGAGCACUGGGAAGCCCCAACGAACCUCAGCGACGCAUCAACAAUCGCGCGCAAGUACAACACAACCCACCAACUUCCGACCCUUGUCUCAUGGACCGAGAUCCCAGUUCUCAGGAAUGUAUCCGGACUGGGCUAUUAUACUACAACCUUCCAGUGGCCACCAGCCGAACUAAAAGCAGACGGCGCAUACAUCUAUUUCCCGCGCAUCCUACACGCAAUACAGGUGUAUAUCAACGGGCACAGAGUACCGGCGCUAGAUUACACGGACCCCAAAGCAGAUAUAUCUCUCUACAUAAGUAACGGCACAAACGAAGUCCUUGCGGUCGUGCCGACGACCAUGUGGAACUAUAUUCGCAGUAUCCUGCCGGAUAUACGGGACCAGGGGCGUCUGCCGGGGUUACUUACCAAGGGAUUGCCGGUGCCGGAUAUCCAGGAUAAUGGGUUGGUUGGGGAGGUUAGGGUUGUUCCUUAUUUGAGUGUACGGAUUUCAGGAUCUUGGAGUUAG